AUGCAAACUCCACAAAAUAGCAACAAGACUAAAAAAAGACUCUCCCUGGGGAAUCGAACCCCGGUCUCCCGCGCUUAUCAGUACCAAGGAAGAUGUGAUAGUCGAGUUACAGCUCGACCACUUGGGUGGUUGACGAAGACCGCCGCCAGAUUUGGCUCUAUUAAUCAUGCUAUGUACUGUAAAGGUAAAGAAAAAUGUAUAUCUAAAAAGAAACUCUCCCUCGGGGAAUCGAACCCCGGUCUCCCGCGCUUAUCGGUUUUAAUGACAAGCGGAAAUCAUGACCACUAG
Molecule: messenger RNA, 288 nt
Organism: Penicillium cosmopolitanum
Lineage: Eukaryota; Fungi; Ascomycota; Eurotiomycetes; Eurotiales; Aspergillaceae
Exons: 2
Coding region: 1-288 (95 amino acids)
Source: RefSeq, a predicted model, not a curated record